AUGUCUCAGAUCGUCGAAAUUCCACAGGAAUUGAAGGAUAGCCUGCGAAAGUUUCGGUUCGCAAGGCGAAACGCGGGGAGCGCGGCUCUCGUAGUGAAAAUCAACAAGCAGACGUUGAAGAUGGAAGAGGUUGAGCAGUUUGAUAACAUUUCUAUGGAAGAUCUUGCAGAAGAGCUUCCCGACGCAAGUCCCCGCUAUGUGGUCUUGUCCUAUGAAUUAAAACAUGACGAUGGGCGUACUUCAUUCCCUUUGGUGUUAAUCAACUGGACACCCCAGGGGUCUGAAACUGGGCUGAUGACUCUACACGCAAGUGCCUUGAUCGCAUUCCAGAAUACGGUCGAAGUCAGUAAAGUUGUGGAAAUACGAGAUGGCUCCGAGGGCCUUACGAAGGCUGUAAUUGAUGCAAAGCUACAUUCCAGGUAA
Molecule: messenger RNA, 423 nt
Organism: Rhizoctonia solani
Lineage: Eukaryota; Fungi; Basidiomycota; Agaricomycetes; Cantharellales; Ceratobasidiaceae
Product: cofilin/tropomyosin-type actin-binding protein
Exons: 6
Coding region: 1-423 (140 amino acids)
Biological process (GO): actin filament debranching; negative regulation of Arp2/3 complex-mediated actin nucleation
Cellular component (GO): actin cortical patch
Molecular function (GO): actin binding; Arp2/3 complex binding
Source: RefSeq, a predicted model, not a curated record